CCGGUUGGAGGGGCGGGAGGCGGCCGCUGACCCGGCGGCGCGAGGGCCCGGCGUGAGGCGGGGCGGGCCGGGCUGUGUGUGGAGCCGGCCGUCAGCCGUUCGUGCGGCCAUUGAGGGGCCCGUAGCGCCGCGGGAGCCUCGCGGUGGGCGCUGGUUGGGGGCGGUGCUCUCUGCCCUCCCCAUCCCCUCCUACCCCCUAUCGGCCCGGCCCGGCCCGGCCCCGCUCCGUGCUGUGAUUGGGCGGAAGAUGGCGCUGGGCGGAUGGAAAUCCUAAUGACUGUCAGAAAAAUCGCCUCCAUCUGUACCAUGGGCGCCAAUGCCUCAGCUUUGGAGAAAGAGAUUGGUCCAGAACAGUUUCCCGUCAAUGAACACUACUUUGGAUUGGUCAAUUUUGGGAACACAUGCUACUGCAAUUCAGUUCUUCAGGCACUUUAUUUUUGCCGUCCAUUUCGAGACAAAGUCUUAGCAUACAAGAGUCAGCCAAGAAAAAAAGAGAAUCUCCUUACAUGCUUAGCUGACCUCUUCCACAGUAUAGCCACCCAAAAGAAAAAGGUUGGAGUUAUACCUCCCAAGAAAUUUAUAACAAGAUUACGAAAAGAAAAUGAGCUUUUUGAUAACUACAUGCAGCAGGAUGCACAUGAGUUCUUAAACUACCUACUAAAUACAAUUGCGGAUAUCUUACAAGAGGAGAGAAAACAAGAGAAGCAAAAUGGUCGCUUACCCAAUGGCAAUAUUGAAAAUGAAAAUAACAGCCCACCAGACCCAACAUGGGUUCAUGAAAUCUUUCAGGGAACGUUAACAAAUGAAACCAGAUGUCUUACAUGUGAAACUAUAAGCAGCAAAGAUGAAGACUUCUUAGAUCUUUCCGUUGAUGUAGAACAAAAUACUUCAAUUACUCAUUGCUUAAGGGGUUUCAGCAAUACAGAAACUCUUUGCAGUGAAUACAAAUAUUACUGUGAAGAAUGUCGCAGUAAGCAAGAAGCACAUAAAAGGAUGAAAGUAAAAAAGCUGCCUAUGAUUCUAGCUCUGCAUUUGAAGAGAUUUAAAUAUAUGGAUCAGCUGCAUAGAUACACAAAACUCUCUUAUAGAGUGGUUUUUCCUUUAGAGCUGCGUUUAUUUAACACCUCAGGAGACGCCACCAAUCCUGACAGGAUGUACGACCUUGUUGCUGUGGUAGUUCAUUGUGGAAGUGGCCCAAACAGAGGACAUUAUAUUGCAAUAGUGAAGAGUCAUGAUUUUUGGUUGCUUUUUGAUGAUGAUAUUGUUGAGAAAAUUGAUGCACAAGCUAUUGAAGAAUUCUACGGGUUGACGUCAGACAUCUCAAAGAACUCUGAAUCUGGUUACAUCCUCUUCUAUCAGUCUCGGGAUUGAGGGGGAGCUGUAGUGAAGAGAGAUUGUUACGCCUCUCGUCUUCUCUAUCCUGGAUUGGAGCAAGUGCUGAAAGACAGGAAGGUGGAAGCUCCAGGGGCAGUAGCACAGUUUGCACAAGAUUAAGCAAAGAACUUGGGAUUUUUAAAGCCUUUGUAUCAUUUUCUUUUUAUUUGCUCAGGUAUCAUGCUGACUACGCAUCUCCACUCCAUCUCAUAAGCAAAAAGAGAUACCAGCCACUCUUGCAGGAGCUUUCUGUUAGGAAAUACUGUCUCCAUGGUCCUCAUUCAAAGCCUGUUAAGGUCACUGGAGAACCUUUCAUGGACUUCAGUGGAAUUUGAAUCAGGUUCUAGCAGCACUGCCAGAUUGGUGCAGUAAGAGCAUUAGGAAUCUCUAUUUUAUACAGACUUCACACAUAAGAGGUAAAGGACUCUUUGUAAACUUAAUUUCCUGUACUUAGUUUUGAAAGAACGAGGCUGGAAUGUUACCAUGUAAGCAAAAAGAUAUAUCUGGGCCCAAUUGCCUUCUUGAUGGUAGUAGUUUAACUGAAGAUAUAAACUAGUGUCAGGGAGGCAAGUAUGUUUUGCUUCUCUGAAGAAGCUUACGUUAUUUAUAAUGUAUGAUCGGGAACAAUCAGUCAAGAUUAUGGCUUUUAGUCUCCGUAUGGGGAAAGAUUUGGUUUGUAAUAGUAUAUUUUUAUUUAUAAAUUAUUGUUAUUUAGGAUCUUGUUACUUAGGAUCUCCUUUAUUCUAGCCAGUAUUGGGGAUUUUAUAUAUUAAUUUGAAUUCAAACUAAUCAUGUUUAAAUGUUAAAAGAAAAAAGAGAGAGAGAACUGAUAUAAAGUCUAAAAGCAAUGCCUACAAUGUCUUUAAAAAUGAGUAACAUAGAGAGAAUUCCUUCUGGAGGAACUGGUAUCUAAGUGAGGUACUUUAAUUAAAUUAGAAUAUUAUCUUUCCAUUAAUGUGUGAAAAAAGUGAUCAAAUUAAUACAUAGAAGACUUUUAAGAAUGCAUAUCAGAAGAAAAAGAUGGUGCGGUGGUGCUAUACCAGUCUUGAUAGUUCUUUAAUCGUCUGUCGGUGUCUUGUGCUCUAAGCAAAUUGCAGCCAUUUUCAGAAAAUCAUUCCUUCUCCUAAAAGCGGAUCCACUUUUGUUACUUAUGUUAGUCACGUGGGUGACUAUCUCAAAAACCACUCAAGGUCUCAAGUACAAAUUGUGUCUACGCAAUAAAAAGGAAUGGGCUUAGAAUUUCAUGAGACUGAAGAAAUACUACAUUCUUUUAAAAGUAGUAUAAAGAAGAGGAUGUUUCACCUCUAGGUGAAAAAUUCUGAAACCAGCUGCUUAUACUUCGCUUUAGGUUCAUGAAGUAGCAUUAAGAAUUAAAUCUUAACAAAACACCUGGUCUGAAAUAAAUGUGAACUACUGUGAUUUGACAUUCUUCCACUUAACAGUACUUUGUCUGACAGUAGCUGAAUGUAACUUCUGGAAAGUCAGGGGAUAUUCAUUCCGGAUGAUGGCAAUCAAGUCUCGGAUGUCCUUGUCUCCCCUCUUCAGCUGGUGAUUUGUACCUUAUUGUAGUUUUCUAAGGUUAUUUUAUUGAUACUGUUGCAAACUCUAAAAAGAAUGUCUCCUGUCUGCUGCUAUAACUAUUUACUUACCUGUAUCUUUUAGCUCAGGAAAUGACUUCACCUAUUCACUCAGUUGAACUAAUCUUUAACAGGGUCACUGAAUAAAUCGGGCUAUUUAGCAACUGUCAUACUGUAACAAACUCCUUUUGUAAAACACGAAGUUUCUAAAGUCCCAGUUAGGGUAGAAUACUUUUAUAUAAAAUCAUUUAUAGUGAUGAAACUAUCCAAGUACCAGCAUUGUGAAGUAAAGCUUCAAUAUUGCCGGAGAUGCAAAAAAUACAAUUGGAUUUUUCUUAAGGAAUUAAAAUAAUUUUAAAACCUUUUUUCAGCUUUCUGUGGGAAAAGGGCUAACGGGUGAGGCAGUUGAUUAAUGGUGCAUGUUAUAGGAUGAAGUCCUUUGCAUACUAAAGGUACAGUGUUGUAAAAGAACUAAAGAACUGUCGUGUUUCUUUUUUACUAACUGAUAAAUGUUUGGUCCUUUUCUUCUUUUUGUGGCGUAGCUCAAAGCUGAGCCUAGUUGCUAAAUACUUUAUACCCUAACAAAAUUUGUGGUUUAGUCACUGGUUAUACUUCUGCAACAUAUUUUUGUAUGACACUGACUUUGAUUUUGCAUAAGGUUUUUGAGAUAGUAUUCCAAAUUAUAUAUUUCACUCGGCUUUUUUUUCUUUUCUUUUUUUCCAGCUGAAAUAAUUGUAAUUUCUCAAUUAAACUAUUAUCAGGAACUUCAACUUCUUUAGAAAAAGUAAAGAAGCAGGGAAGUGCAAAAUAUAACUGCUUGAACUUUAUAUAUGCAUCCAAGUUACCUAAGGGAUCGCCACUCUGUGGGAGCUGAAGGAAUGAAAGAUCAGAGUAUUUACGGAGCAAGCAUAAGAGAGAAGCGACUGACCGAAGAACUGGAGCCCAAGGUCAGAAGUCUGAAUGCCCCUGAUGACAAUAUCCAGUGUGAUUUGGUUUCAGGUCAUUCUCCACUUGGAGCAUACUCUACUGUUUGUAAUGAAUAGACGUACUAUUUUCAAACAGAUCGUACCCUGCUGUACUUGAAGUUGUGAUGACUACAUCCGUGUCCUUUCACUGUAUGGAACAGGCACUUAAUCAUUCAUGCACAUACCUUAAACUUGAAUUGUCAGAAGUUUGUCCCGUAUCUGGUUUGCGUAUCUUUAGGUGAAAUGUUUCAGGUGUUAACACAUAGGGAUUUGAUGCUGUUUCUUAUCUGCUGUCGUACCCUUAGUCAUCUGCAUGGACUGGCAGAUAGAGCACAAGACCUACAGAAGGUCUGCAUCCUUCUGAAGCAGCAGCUUAGUGCUGGACAGGACAUCCUGACUUGCUCCCUGUGUUUCUGUCUCAGCAUUUCCACAUACAGUGUCACAUGUGCGCUUGGUGCGUAUCCAUAUAAAAGUUUAUUUUACUUUAUGCUUUUUUUUUGUGGUGAUGUUUGUAAACCUGAAGGAUGUGAGGCCGUUUGUUCCUUUCACUAUGAAAAUGAAAAGAACUUUAGCUUGUGUUACUUGGCCCAGUCUCUCAGCUGUAGGUCUGAGAUGACCAGUAAAGGCAUCUUUUUGGAAGGAAUUUUGUUAUGUGAAAUCUUCAGUUUUCAUUUAACAAAAAUUAAUUAGCUUUAUUUUAAGGUAAGUAGAUCCGUAUGCAACUUUUUUUCCUGGAAGUUUAGAUAAUCCAGAUACAGAUAAUCCAGAUGCAGUUUGUUUGCUUUCCUAGAGUGGUUUUACAGUCUAAAUGGUUCAGUUUUUCCCCUCAUGUUUGCCUGGGUUGAUCUUAAGACUAUGCGUUUUAAAUCAGUCUUUACUUUCCCUCUUGAUAAUACAAUGUGAACAUUUUAUGGGCUCUAACUUGUGAGGCUUCAAAGCCCUCUAACUUCCCACAGAACGAUGUGAGAUGUAUAAUACAUUAGUCUCUUUACAUACAAGCCUCCAGAUACUCAAUUAUUACUGAAAUUAAUAUUCUCCAUCAUCUGUAUUCAAGGGCUGUCCAUUUUGCUGGAGCUUUGCUUCUGAUUGAUUGUUACAAGUGAGCUAUGCAGGUCAACUGCUGUGCAAACAAACAACGGCUUCGCCUUUUAAAUACAGAGAUCUCUGAAAUCUGUUUCCAGUUUUAAUAAUGGAGUCUGAUGGGGCAGAAAUAACUUUGUUUGGUCUGUAUUCAAAACAUUGGCAAAGUGGUCUGCCUCUUUGUGAAGUAAGCUAAACCUCAUCAUCUUCUAUAAUGAGUUCCUUUUGGGGAUCUUGUUUAAGUAUGUGUUGGAAGAUUGCAGAAAACACCAGCAUUAAAAGGAAUUGAAUAAUAUUUUCCAGUUUCUUCCCAGAAGCUCAAAUGAAUAAUAUUCUACUUUCGCUCUAACCACUUGUGAUUGGCUCAGCAUAGGAGAUUUUAAAGACUCAGAUAAGCACAGAGAUCCUGUCUGCCAGCUCUUUGUAUAGAACUGCUGGCAGCAUUAGGGAGCUUUAAUUACAGAAGGAUCGUGUAUUUGAUCUGCAUUCCACAGGUUUUGUGAACCAGGAGAGGAUGCCUAGCACGGAUCUUGCAGAGAACACGGAGAGAAUCUUUACAAUAACUUGUAAAAAUAAUACAUUAAAAAAAUAAUAAAAUCCUAAAAGGUAAAAUACUCCAUUUAAUAUGGAUUUCUAGUGUUUUGGAGGAUUUAGGGUAUAUUCAAAACACACUGCCUUACUCUAGGCUUUUUGUUCCUUAUUAAAGAAUCACGCCUUUUUGUGCGUAUUUAAUUUGUUCUUUAGGUCUGCUGAGUUGAUGAACUGUAUUUCAAAGUAUUUCUUGCAUUGAAAAGAGCUGGAGCUGUUUUGUCUAUGCCUUUCUGGUGAAAGUUCUCUUCAAAAGCAAAACAUAUUUGGAAUCAUGGGAUUUAAUAAAUGCCACAAUUUUGAUGUACCCCUUUCAUUGUGUUUGUAAAGAGAUCCUGGAAGCCAUUCUGUAUUUCUCCAUAGCAUUGUCAUCAAACCUGAAACUUGUAUAGAAAAUGAAAUGUUUGUUGAAAAUGCCUUUGAGUUAUUUUAGAGAUUGCUUGAGUUCAGCGUGGCAGUAUUACAAUAUUAUCAGAAUAAGCAACAGAGCCGUUAGGAGCUAGAUAGCAAGGGGAGAGAAUACAUGGGGAUUAUCAAACACAGUGCUAAUAGGACCCAGAUUUUAUUACGAUACAUUUCCUUAGAAUCAUAGAAUGGUUUGGGUUAGAAGGGACCUUUAAGAUCAUCGAAUUCCAGCCCCCUACUGUAGGCAGGGACACCUUCCCUAGACCAGGUUGCUUAAAGCCCCACCCAGCCUGGCCUUGAAUGCCUCCAGGGAGAGGGCAUUCCCAACCUGUUCCCCUGUUUCACCACCCUCACAGUGAAGAACUGCUUCCCUCAUAUCUAAUCUAAAUCUGCCCUCUUCCAGUUUAAAGCCAUUUCCCUUUGUCCUGCUGCUACCUGCCCUUAUAAAAAGUCCUUCCCCAGCUUUCCUGCAGGUCCCCCUAUGUAUGCUGGAAGGCCUUUAUAAGGUCAGAGAGGUCCUCCUCAGCUCUCUCAGCCUGUCCCCAGAGGGGAGGUGCUUCAGCCCUCUGAUCAUCUUUCUGGCCCUCCUUUGGACCCACUCCAACAGCUCCAUGUCCUUGUGCUGGGAGCUCCAGAGCUGGACACAGCACUGCAGGUGGGGUCUCAUAAGAGCAGAAUAGAGGGGCCAAAUCACCUCUCCCAACCUGCUGGUCACGCUUCUCUUGUUGCCACCCAGGACAUAGUCUUCUGGGCAGCAAGUGCACAUUGCUGGCUCAUGUUGAAUCUUUGACCAGCUGACACCCCCAAAUCCUUCUCCUUAGGGCAGUUCUCAAGCCAUUCUUUGCCCAACCUGUAUUUAUGCUUGGAAUUGCCCUGUUUCAGGAGCAGGACCUUGCACUUGGCCCCACUGAACUUCGUGAGGUUGGCAUGGGCCCACCUCUCAGUCCCAUUAGGUCUCCCUCGGUAGCAUCCAUUCUCUGGUGCAUCAACUGCUGUGUCACUCAGCUUGGUGUCAUCUGCAAACUUGCUGAGUGUGCACUCCAUCCCACUACAAAGAUGUUAAAUAAGACUGGUUCCAUGGUACUCACAGAGCAAGAACCUUCAGUGAGUAUCAGGAGGAAACGUGUUCGACAAGAUAUACUUGCCGUAUAUAUGCAGAGCUUUGAGACUGACCUCUGUGUCUUUCCAUUUCCUUUUUUAGGAAGCAGGAAGGCUGUAUGGAAGCAGUGAUAUCACAGCUGUGAUAGUUACUCACUUUUCUGUUUUAACUUUCUGGUAAGUUUUUCUGCAUUGCAAAUCAGGGGGAGGGAUGCCAGCAGAAGACCAUGAGCUAUUUUCCACACAUACAUAUCCAAACACUAAUUAGCCUUUUUUUUCCUUCUAUUAUAUUACAUGCAGAAAAUACAUAAUUCACCAGCGAGGAAGUGAGACAAAAGCCACUGUUUCAAAGCUGUUUUUCUUUUCCUUUCUGCAUUAUGGGGUUUUGUGCAAGUAUAUAUUUGGAGAAAAAAGGAUAGAGAAGAGCUUUGGCAUUUAAAAAGAAUACACAUGAUAAUUGUUGUGCUUCGGUGAGUAAUAGUAAUUGUUAAAGAACAUAAAGCAGCAGAACACUGGCUUAAUUUGGUAACUUUUAAGGGUAAAGCUAAGAAGAAUGUUGUAAGCUUUUUGAUAAGUAUUACAGACUCGAGAAUCUGGUGGUGUGAGAGGGAGAAGAAAGCUGACUGUGCAGGCUGAUAGAAGGAUGUUUGUAGUGUAUGAACUGUCAGUCUGCACUACAGGACUGCAGGUCUAAACACUGGCAUCUUCUAUUGUUUGUGCUAUGAUGCAUCCAAAUACACCAGCAGCCACAGCUGUUCAUUCAAUGGAUAACUUUCCUAAAAAAACAUAUCUAUGAGAGUAGUUAUUUGUAACUACACAAACAUCAGUUUCAGUGUAGGAAAUGUGAAAACACAGCUGCCGUGUGUCUCCAAAAAUGAGAAAUUCUGGCUUUCCAGACCUGCUUAAUGUUACAGAAUCAUGGAAUGAUCUGGACUGGAAGAGACCUUACAGCACAUCCAGUCCCAAGCCUUUGCCAUGGGCUGGCUGCCACCUCCCAGCUCAGGCAGUGCCAGGCCCUAUCCAACCUGGCCCUGAAUGCUUUGUGGGAUGGGACAUAUGCAGCUUCUCUGGGCAGCCUGUGCCAUGGCCUCGCCAUCUUCAGAGUAAAUAAUUUCUUCCUUACUUCUAAUUUAAUUCUACCCUCCUUUAGUUUAAAGCCUUUAUUCUUUUCAUUGCUUUGACCUCCUCUGGACCUGGUUCAGCUGGUCUUGUCCUUGUGCUUGGAGCCCCAGAGCUGAAGGCAGUUUUCCAGGUGAGGCCUCACCAGCACAGAGCAAAGGGAAGGAUCACUCCCUCACCCUUCUGUCCAGUGAUCUGAAUACCAGCCCCUGCGGAACACAGCACAGCAUCAGUCUCCAUCUGAGCACUGAGCAUUUGACCACUACUGUUGAGUGAGGACUCUUGCCUGUGGUCUAACAUAGCAAUGACUGUUGAAUUUGACACUGCCCAGAAUAGGAAGGACUUUCAUUAUCUAAAAGUGGUGCUAUGGAAAAGAAGGGGACAGACUCUUCAGCAGGGUCUGUGGUGAUAGAACAAGGGGAAAUGGUUUCAUGCCCAAAGAGGGGAGGUUUAGGUUGAAUAUAAGGAAAAAGUACUUUACAGUGAGGGUGGUAAGGCACUGGCACAGGUUACCUGGAGAUGUGGUUGAUGUCCCAUCUCUGGCAGCUUUCAAGGCAAGGCUAUAAAGCCCUGGGCAACCUGAUGGAGCUGUGGUGUCCCUGCUCAUUGCAGGGGAGUUGGACAAAAUGGCCUGUAAAGAUCCCUUCCAACUCCAAGGAUUCUGGGAUUCUCUUUUAUGAUUCUGUGACUUUCUGAUGUUUCAUGGCUAGUUAUGCACGUGCUAAGAGAAAUGGUGUAUUUUCUUAUUGUCUCUCUCAAGAGCUUGCAAAGAUUGUAGUGUUAACAUGCAGAAAGACUGGAAAAAUCCAAUUAAUCAUUAAAUUUUCUGAAGAACUUCUGAUCGACUGCUAAUUUUGGUGAAUAAAGUUCUAGAUCUGCUUGUA
Molecule: messenger RNA, 9090 nt
Organism: Coturnix japonica (Japanese quail)
Lineage: Eukaryota; Metazoa; Chordata; Aves; Galliformes; Phasianidae
Source: RefSeq, a predicted model, not a curated record